CGGAGACAGAUGUCGCAAGCCCAGUCCUUGGUAACUGGGGAAAGGGUUCACCCAUAAUGUGCUGGGGUGGAGAUACAUAAGUGUUGGUCUCCCCUUGUCGAAAGGAUCAUCAUCAACAUCUCUUCACUGCGACAAGAUGGGUCUCGCCACCACCGUCUUCUCUGCGGUCUUCCUCGCCACUGGAGGUUUCCUCUUUGGCUAUGAUUCAGGUAUCAUUACCUCCACGAUCGCUCUUCCAACCUUUGAGGAAUACUUUCGCAAUCCCAAUGACAGCACUGUUGGCGGCAUUGUGUCCGCCUUCCAAGGCGGAGCCAUUGCUGGAACCAUCUUCAACAUGCUCUUCGCCCACAAGCUGGGUCGUCGUUGGACUAUCGCGAUCGGCGCUUUGGUGUCGAUUUUUGGUAGCGCUCUUCAGGCUGGAGCCAUAAACAUGGCUAUGCUCAUUGUUGGCCGCUUCAUCGGAGGUGUUGCGGUUGGUCAGCUUACAUCCACCAUCCCUUUGUAUGCUGCAGAGUUAUCAGAAGCCAAGUACCGUGGUGUCCUCUCUGGUCUCUUGCAGUGGAUGUUGAGCUGGGGUUUCCUCAUCGCUCAGUGGCUGGGCUACGGCUGUUCAUUCAACUCUACUCAGUUCUCUUGGCGCUUCCCGCUUGCCUUCCAGUGUGUACCUGGUCUUAUCCUCAUCGCCGGUAUUUUCUUCCUCCAGGAAUCACCGCGAUGGCUUAUGGAGAGGGAUCGCCACGAGGAGGCCAUGGCCUCACUCCAGAAGCUCCGCAGCGGCUAUGACUCCGAAAUCAUCGACCUCGAGUAUCGCGAGAUCCGAGACGUUAUUGCAGCAGACAGGGCCCUGGGCAACGUCACUGUGCUCUCCAUCAUUACCAAAGCCUCUUGGCGCAAGAGGCUGCUUCUUGGAUGCGGUAUUCAGGCGUUUGGUCCUCUCUCUGGAAUCAACGUUAUCAACUACUACGGCCCGCGCAUUUACGAGAUUCUCGGUAUCUCUACACGCGAAUCCCUCCUGAUUAUUGGCAUCAGCGGAGCCUUAUCUAUCGUUUGGUGCUCAAUUGGUCUCGCCCUUCUGGACAAGUUGGGCAGAAUCAAGCCUCUGCUCAUCUCUGCUGCUGGUCUUGCCGCUGCUCUGCUUGUCAAUGCUGUACAGGGCCAGUACUUGGAUCCCAGCAACAGUAAUCAACUUCGUAGCAUGGUUGCCAUGAACUUCGUGUUCUCACUGUUCUACACUCCUCUCGGUAUCAUUUCCUGGGUGUACCCCGCCGAAAUUUUCCCUGUUGAGGUCCGCUCCCUCGGUAACGCGAUCACCACCUUCACCAACUGGGCCGUCAACCUCAUCUUCGCCCAGUUCUCUCCUCAGGCGCUCAGCUCCCUCGAGUUCAAAUACUUUUACGUUUUCUUUGUCUUCAACGUCAUUGCAUUCCUGAGCUAUUGGUUCUUCUUCCCAGAGACCAAGGGCAGGACUCUUGAGCAGAUGGACGAGCUAUUCGGUGAUCAGCUUGUGCCCCACGCCAUGCAGGAUCCUGCAGCAGCGGCUGCCGCGAUGGAGAAGGACGAGAAGCUUCACGCUGAGGUGCGCAGCGAGAGCGUUGUUUAAGCGGAGGAUGGAUACAUCAUCGACUAUGGGUUAUGAUUCAGGAAGCAGGCGCAUGAUGGUGGCUCAGAUAUGAGUUCGACAGAUACUCAGAAUUAUCAAUAUCAUUGUACCA
Boeremia exigua is the source of this 1712-nucleotide messenger RNA. RefSeq names its product general substrate transporter. Lineage: Eukaryota; Fungi; Ascomycota; Dothideomycetes; Pleosporales; Didymellaceae. The transcript has 3 exons. The record is from RefSeq and is a predicted model, not a curated record. The coding region runs from base 137 to 1600 and encodes 487 amino acids. Gene Ontology annotation, molecular function: carbohydrate:proton symporter activity. Gene Ontology annotation, biological process: carbohydrate transport; transmembrane transport. Gene Ontology annotation, cellular component: membrane.